UUCCGUCACGUGCGCAUGACAGUCCAAUCGGCACCAAUCUUGGCCAUUCCGGGUGCUGCGAGUAAGAUGGCGGCCGCGCCGACUUUGUCUCAGUGCGUAAGCGGGCCCGAAGUGAUCCGUGGGCAGGUGUUCGAUACCGGACCUCGGUACACCAACCUCAGCUAUAUCGGCGAGGGAGCCUAUGGCAUGGUUUGCUCAGCCCAUGACAACGUGAAUAAAGUUCGUGUGGCCAUCAAAAAGAUCAGCCCUUUCGAACACCAGACAUACUGCCAGCGGACCUUGCGUGAGAUUAAAAUUCUGCUGCGCUUCAAACAUGAGAAUAUUAUUGGCAUCAAUGACAUCAUCCGAGCCCCCGCCAUUGACCAAAUGAAAGAUGUGUACAUUGUACAGGAUCUGAUGGAAACCGACCUCUAUAAACUGCUGAAGACUCAGAACCUUAGCAAUGAUCACAUCUGUUACUUCCUGUAUCAGAUUCUCCGCGGGUUAAAGUACAUCCACUCUGCCAAUGUCCUUCAUCGGGAUCUCAAACCAUCCAACCUCUUGCUCAAUACUACCUGUGACCUGAAGAUCUGCGACUUUGGACUGGCUCGUGUUGCUGAUCCAGACCAUGAUCACACUGGGUUCCUGACAGAGUAUGUUGCUACCCGUUGGUACCGGGCACCUGAGAUUAUGCUCAACUCCAAGGGUUAUACCAAGUCAAUUGAUAUCUGGUCAGUCGGCUGUAUCCUGGCUGAGAUGCUCUCCUGUAGACCUACUUUCCCAGGCAAGCACUAUUUGGACCAGCUCAAUCAUAUCCUUGGUAUUCUUGGCUCUCCUUCUCCAGAGGACCUGAACUGUAUAAUUAAUGUCAAAGCCAGAAACUACCUGCAAUCUCUGCCACACAAGAACAAAGUUCCCUGGAACAGGCUGUUCCCCAAAGCUGAUGUAAAAGCUCUGGAUUUAUUGGAUAAAAUGUUGACCUUCAACCCACAUAAGAGGAUUGAAGUGGAGGCAGCUCUUGCUCACCCUUACCUUGAACAAUACUAUGACCCCAGUGAUGAGCCUAUUGCAGAAGCACCCUUUAAGUUUGACAUGGAGUUGGAUGACCUACCCAAGGAGAAGCUCAAGGAGCUGAUUUUUGAAGAGACGGCCAGAUUUCAACCACAUUAUCAGCAUUCCUAAACUACAAGCACCCUUGCAUACAGGGGCCAGGACUGCAGGACUGGACAUGCUCAGAAUUCGUUUGUUUCUAACUCCUCCUGAAUCCUGUCUCGUGCAUCUCAGCUUAUUCAUUGUACUCUUUUAAAAAAACUCUGCCGUGGCACCUGUAACCAUGGAGAUUGUCCAUACUGGAAGCCUUGGCAUUUUUUGCUUGCUGUGGACUCAGAGAUGAGAAUUCACACUUGGUUGUAUUGGUAUUGGCAAAAAAAAUGGAAAGUUGUACAGCCAGUGUGCACACACACAUUUAUUGAUCUAUAUCCUAUGUAACUUAGCAAUGGUGUUUGAAAGAAAGCAGGACUAACUUAGUGAAUAAAUAGACAUAACAUACAACAGACACAUUUUGAGCACUUCAGUUUAGUUUUUUAAUGCACUUUGAGAUGUAUCGAAACGUAACUGAUCAUUCAGUAUUACGGUUGCUGUGUCUGGUCACAUCAGAUGUUUCAAAUCUUUGAUUAAAUUGUGGGGGAUUUCUAAACCUUGCAUGCUCCUGUGAGAUCCCCCAAGCAUAGAGAGAGAUUUAGAUAUUCAGUGUGAGAUGUGACUAACCUGCAUUCUUUUAAACCAGUGUUGCUCUGUUGAAUGGUUGUAUAGAUUGUGUACUCUUACUCAAGCCUGUCAAGGUGGCUCCCUCACUGUCUUUUAUUAAUUUAAAAGUAAAUUACUGGCAUAUAUCCCUGAAAUAUUAUGCAAUGCUGAUAUCAACAACACUAUUGUGUUUUACUCUAGUUUUCCUUUGAACAACAUUCCAUUCAAUAUAUUAAAAAAAACAAUCUAUUCCAUUUCAGAAACUUGCAUUGGGUAACACAGAUCCAAGGUAAAAAAUCCUGGUCUGUGGAAAAAAAACUCUGCCUUGCAUCCUCUGAAGAUUUUCUGUACUGGCUAAAUCGGAGGAAGUGCAAAUGGAUGCUUUGGUUUGAAAAAUGAUUGAGCAGUUUUAAAGGAAGCUUAGGUGAGUGGGUCUCCUUGAGAGCAGCUUGGAAUUCUAAGACCCUGUGUGCUUAUGGCAUUGAGAAGGAAGGGUGCCAUAAAAGAUUCCUGUCCCUUUUCUGUGUUCGCAGAGUGUUUGUGGAUGAAGCCUGUACAACGUGGAGCUUUCUUAGCUAUAUUUGAAUUUAAAGUGCAGUGCCUGAUCCUUAGUCUCGAAACCUAUUGUGGUGACAAUUGCCUUGUACAAUUUACUGUGUCCAAGCAUGACUGUUAAGCUUUGUAUACAAAGACUGUCCAAGUGCCACACACAAAAACACACUCACACGCACAUACACACAUACAUGCGCACACGUACGUAUCAGACACAUACAGAUCCAGAGUAGGAGUAAAUCUUACUGCUUCAAGCUUCGUCCUAUAGACCUCAUUGGUUUCCUCUCUGGUUUUGCUUCCUGUAUAAAUCAUGCUUUAUUCCUUUUUUUAAAAAAAAAGCCGCCUUUUGCAGACUCUGUGAUGUAACUGUAUAGAGCGCACUAUCAUGUAACUCGUUCAGUUGGCUUUUUGUUCUAGUUGGUCUGCUGCCUUUAUAAAUUGUGUACCCUCCAGAGAAAUCUAAACAUGUAUAAUAAAUGGAAAAGCGGUUAUGGUUAAAUUUUAAUGGAAAAACCUGCAACAAUAGGUGUCAAAAUGUGAUGUCACCGCAUAGACAUACCUGAUUGUAUUGUGACUGGUAUUGGAUUUAAGCAUAUUAUAUAUAUGGACAAACUUGUAGGUACAAAGAUUUAUUUUGCCUUAAGUUUAUUUCAAUGUUAUAUGUAAACAAAUUUUAAUCCUUUAAUGAAUGUUCUUUUUGUUCCCGGCACAUACAGCUCUUGUAAAAUUAUUUAAAUCAGUGUCUCCCUGCAUCUUUUAAAUACAGUAUGUUCUAUACACAACUUCUAACAGCGUGCAUGACUAAUCUCUUCAUUUCUGUGCCUUAUGUUCUAUAUAUUCAUCAGAUCUAUUGCCUUCUGUUGCCUUUUUCACUUAACUGGAAGUGAACAAUUAGUGGAGUGAAAGAUAGCUGCCAAGUAUUUGCUCUGAUUGAUUUCAAGGAAUCAGGGUAAUGACCAUGAGCUGAUGUAGGCUGUUGGCCCACCCAGAAGUUGCCAGAAUUUCCAUUAUAUGAUUGCAGACUCCUAACCUUCGAAGUGUGUACCAUGUGCUUGAGCAUUGAUGGAAAGAGUCAAAUGUGAUCCAAACAAUUUAUGUGGAGCAUGCUUUAAAUGGUAGUUGAGGGAGAGUUUGACAUUUAAAGACUUUUCUGUCAACUGGAGGGCUCUUCUUUGCAAAGCCAAUGUAUUUUUUUUUUGUUUUGAAUAUUAGACAACAGCAGGUCCAUUUAUGUGUAUGCCAUUGUUUAUAAAACCUAUUGCCAAGUCAUGUGUUUUAGAAAACGUCAUGCAAUUAUGCACUUUGGCGUGGCCCAUCUGCAACUGAAUCAGGGGAAGACGAGGGUAGAUGGAUUGGAAUGGGAGUGUAAGCUGUGCUCUCCUCCCAUAACCCCCAGGCAAUCUCUAGAACAGAUUGGAAAAUAAGACAUUAUUAGUUCCAUCUGAACUCUGAACCAAAGGCAAAAUUCUUUAUUAAAUGAGUGAAAUGCAGGAUGAUAUAUGCAAUCAUAUUUCAUUGUGUAAAGUAUUGUUUUGCAUUGCCACCCAGUUAAUUUUAUUGUUGCAGCUUUUCAUUAAAGUGUGCUUUCAUCAGUCCAAGCCAUAGUUUUAUUUGCAGGGAUGAACAAUAUGCGACUUGGGGAAUUCUGACUGCAAUUAUUAAAUUCAAACUUUACACAUGGCUGACCUAUUGUCAGGUUUGCCUCGAGCAAAGUCACAGUCUCCCGCCCAAUUGAGGCUCUAGGACAGGCCCCAUUAAAAGGCCCUGCUAUGAUAGCAAACACAGCCCAUGUACAGCUCUGGCUCAUUGAAAGCAUAACCAAAUCUGCCAACUAAAGCAAUAUUUUUAAAACUCUGACAUAGGGACAUUUAUGAAUAACUUCCACAGUCAUGUUUUGACCCUGGUGUGAUGCAGUUUAACAGAUCUGCACUGCACAGUUGCUUUAUAGUUUUGCCUAAUUUCUCGUUUGUGGACCCUGUGUUUGACCACUCGCUUGCCUGACCUGUUUUUACCUUGACUGCUUUCUUCAAGUGAGCUCUGGCGCUGUCAAGAAGUUGAACAAGGGGCAAAAUGCAAAGACACCAGAACUGUUGGAAAUAUGGAAAUCGAGCAAAAUGUUGGAAAUUCUCAGGUCAGGCAGUUGGCGGGAUGGGUGGUGGUGGUAAAAUCAAAUGAACUUUGACCUUGCAUUAGUAAUGGUUGGUUCACCCUUGUAGGUUGAGUAGAGGUCUUCUAGAAAGUUGUUUUCCCUAUCUGGGUUGGAUUUUGUUUAAAUUGUAGAGCAGUCCCACAUCACAAGCACCAGUUACAAUUUGGAAGAGGUGCAAGUGAAUUUCAGUUUCAUCUACUCUGAGCCUUUAGACGGUGGGCAGUUAUUGCCGCUCUGGUUGCUCAGGAAGGUUCCAUGGGAAGGGUAGUGGAUGUUGGUGUGAUGGAAGGGUGAACCAGUUAGGUGCAGAGAGAGUAAGACUUUUAAUUGCUGGGAGGGAAGCAUGCUAAACACUAGCUAAUUAUGGCAAAUAAUUGUAGAUAAACAGAAAAUUAUCGACAUUAAACAAAGAUAUUGUGAAAGGUAUUGGUAAAUAAUCAUCUUGCCAUUAUGAAGUCUUGUUGAGAACAGUUGAUUAUGUGGAUGUUUAACAUGAUUCCUGAUAUAUUAAGAGGCUAAAAAUGUGGCAGCUUUCAAUUUCCGUGGUGAUGGAUCUGUAUGACUACUGCUUUGGUAAUUGUUCCUCAUAAGAUUUUAGCAUAAAUUGGUCCAUGUGGACACCAGGUAAGGAACCUACUCAUUAAUUCUGUACACUGCACAAGAUUAAACAAAAUUGCAUAGUG
This is a messenger RNA of Leucoraja erinaceus (little skate), 5109 nucleotides long. RefSeq names its product mitogen-activated protein kinase 1 (gene mapk1). Gene Ontology annotation, cellular component: nucleus; cytoplasm. NCBI's taxonomy places the organism in Eukaryota, Metazoa, Chordata, Chondrichthyes, Rajiformes, Rajidae. Gene Ontology annotation, biological process: intracellular signal transduction; protein phosphorylation. The record is from RefSeq and is a predicted model, not a curated record. Bases 16 to 1161 code for a protein of 381 amino acids. The transcript has 9 exons. Gene Ontology annotation, molecular function: ATP binding; MAP kinase activity.